Messenger RNA from Drosophila melanogaster (fruit fly), 376 nucleotides. RefSeq lists its product as uncharacterized. The transcript is spliced from 2 exons. The record is from RefSeq and is marked reviewed. Bases 18 to 266 code for a protein of 82 amino acids. Gene Ontology annotation, molecular function: serine-type endopeptidase inhibitor activity. Lineage: Eukaryota; Metazoa; Arthropoda; Insecta; Diptera; Drosophilidae.
CCAGCCCUCGCCCCAACAUGAAGUUGAUCAUCCUGAUCGCUUUUUUGGCUCUUCUUAAUCUAGCGAAAUCACAGAACUGUAACAAUGAUUGCUCGAGAAUCGGAAUUAAUUUCCUUUGCGGGAAAACUGUGAGGAAUGGCAGGGAAAUACGCUGUACCUAUAGGAAUCCUUGCGAAAUGCAUUUGCAUGCCUGCCAGAAACGGGAGGAGUGGAGAAAAGAUACAACAGGUCGAUGCACACGCGACUCGGAGGAAUGCAGACGGUAGGGGGAAAAUUACCAGGCGCAGAAGAAGCAGCUGAAUAUUUUUAAGAAUGUAUAAAUAUUGACACAAUUGACAGGGCGAAAAAUAAAAAGUAAAAUUUAUUACAGUCUCUG